Komagataella phaffii GS115 is the source of this 1185-nucleotide messenger RNA. RefSeq lists its product as hypothetical. The transcript has a single exon. Bases 1 to 1185 code for a protein of 394 amino acids. Lineage: Eukaryota; Fungi; Ascomycota; Pichiomycetes; Pichiales; Pichiaceae. Gene Ontology annotation, molecular function: hydrolase activity. The record is from RefSeq and is a predicted model, not a curated record.
AUGCUUCUCGGCGUACUGGUUCUACUAUUCUCACAUGCCUGUGCUUUGAACAUAUUGCUCACAAGCACAGGUCGAUGGGAUACGACGAAUCUGCGGUCGUUAUACGAUCGUUUGAAGAGUCACCCUAGCCACAAUGUACUAUUAGUGGCCCCACUCACGGAGUCUAAAAGUUGUCAGGGGCUUGUACGGGAAGGUUCGAACAGUGACAAUAUCUCAGGGUGCCUCUUGCGCGAUACAGAUUACAUAAACAGGGAGCAGUCUGAUCACAAUAUCUGGCAUAUUGAUGAUUGUCCAGCACGCACAUCCCUAAUUGCUCUCGAUUACAUUAUACCUACUUUCUACGUUGAUUGGUCUUUUGAUUUAAUAAUUGUGGGUCCCACAGAAGAAAGCAAUGCUGGUCCUUUGAAUCAUCUGUUCAACCCCAAUUUUCAAUUGAGUAAGUUUUUGAGUUUUAGACAGAUCCCAGUGAUCAGUCUGCAUGCAACUGGUCCUGCAACCAGAUUCCACAGUUCAAGAGACCAACCAGAUGAUUCUGCAUUAUUGUAUUCGCAGAAGGUGAUACAACUAAUAGAUGGACUCUCUGACUACGUACGUGAUGCACCAUUCGGAAAUCAUGACUUUCAAACCACAAAGUCAAGAUUUGUGGACCAGAAUAAUGUGAAAUUUGACGAGAAAUUCAACCGCCACGACCAACUAGAUGACCAAAACUCAUUACCUCGUGUCUUACCUCAUAAUGUCAUAUUGAAUGUGAAUUUUCCAAUGGUUGGAUCAAGUUCGCAAGUGAAUUGUGUCGAUCCGCAAUUUGAACAAUCAAGUACUAGAAGCGAGUUUCAAUUAAUGAUCCCUUCGGCCAGUUUUGACGAGAGUAGUAAUAACUUUGACAUUGAAAUGGCCCCUAUCAACACACCUAUGGACCCCAAGGAUGACAGCGGUCAUCCAAGUGAGCUUCUGGCUUUAGAAUCUUGCGCAAUUAGUGUCACCGCAAUUUCCAACACUGGAGAGGAUGUGGAAAUUGGUCUUUCUGAUAUACUUGAUCCAAGGUAUCGUAUCAAAAAGGAUUUGGAGUCAUUAGAUAAGCUCAAGAAGCAUCUGAACGACGAAGAAAACGUCCAAGGUAGCGGACCUCAACAUGGUGACUUUUAUAGCGGAAAGCUGAAUGCAUUGGUUGAGCAACUGUUUAAAUAG